This is a messenger RNA of Zingiber officinale, 1237 nucleotides long. RefSeq names its product serine/arginine-rich splicing factor RS2Z32-like. Gene Ontology annotation, molecular function: mRNA binding; zinc ion binding. Gene Ontology annotation, biological process: mRNA splicing, via spliceosome. NCBI's taxonomy places the organism in Eukaryota, Viridiplantae, Streptophyta, Magnoliopsida, Zingiberales, Zingiberaceae. The record is from RefSeq and is a predicted model, not a curated record. Gene Ontology annotation, cellular component: nuclear speck. The coding region runs from base 62 to 1069 and encodes 335 amino acids. The transcript has 7 exons.
GCCGAGUACCAGACCUAAUCGAGUGCGGCAGCUAGGGUUUUGUUCGCCUCUCGACUCGACGAUGCCUCGUCAUGAUGAUCGCUAUGCAAACACCCGGUUGUAUGUUGGUCGAAUUUCUCAUCGCACCCGUGCUCGUGAUCUUGAAGACCUCUUUGGUCGAUAUGGAAGAGUACGAAAUGUGGAUAUGAAGCAUGAUUUCGCCUUUGUUGAAUUCAGUGACCCUCGAGAUGCUGAUGAUGCAAGGUACAGUCUAGAUGGACGAGAGUUUGAUGGUAGCCGAAUUAUAGUGGAGUUUGCUAGAGGGGUUCCUCGAGGUCCUGGAGGUUCUCGUGAAUAUCUAGGAAGGGGACCUCCUCCUGGUUCUGGCCGAUGCUUUAACUGUGGUAUAGAUGGGCAUUGGGCUCGGGACUGCAAAGCAGGAGACUGGAAAAACAAGUGUUAUCGUUGUGGAGAGAGGGGCCACAUUGAAAGAAACUGCCAAAAUAGUCCUAAAAAGCUCAAACGCGGACGGAGUUAUUCAAGAUCACCUUCUCCACGCCGUGGUAGGAGCAGGAGUCGGAGUUACAGCCGAAGCCGGAGUUACAGCCGUUCAAGAUCUCCUGUGAGAGAUGGGCGUCGUGCUGACCGUGAAGAUAGGGGUGGAUCGAGAAGCCCCCACUACAGCAGGAGCCCCAGGGGUAGCCCUCCACCUUCAAAGGAUAGGAGGCGCAGCCCCUCCCCUGAUGGCAGCAGGAGUCCUAAGGACCGAACUAGGAACUCUCCCCCGAAGGAGGAAGCUGAGCGCAAUGGUUCUGACUAUGGUCGUAGUCCCCAUAGGGAAAACAGCAGGAGCCCUAUGAGCCAAGAAAGGGAGAGCCCUCGUGCCAUGAGCCAGGAAAGGGAGAGUCCUCGUGCCAGGAGCCAUGAAAGGGUGAGUCCGCUUGCCAGGAGCCACGAAAGUGAGAGCCCUCGCGGCAGGAGUUACAAAAGCCCUGAAACUAAUGGUGGAAGUCGAAGCCCUAGGGAGUAUGAUGAUGAUGAUAAUAAUCAAUAUGCAUCUCCAAGGCGCAGUGCCUCUCCUCCAAGCUGAUGUUUGGUUGUUUCAGUUAUGGUUAUGGUAACCCUGACUUUCUAGCCGUUGAGACAUUGCUGCAACUUUUGACUUGCUGUUGUGGAUUGCUUAAGGAUUUCCAUAUUUAUGGAUUAAGACCAUUUGAGGCUUGGCAUUUUCUUAUCAAUCUAGUUAUCUUUGCCAUUA